ACUCCACAAAGUACGGUAUCCGGUUAUUGUAUUUUCGUGGCAAAACAAAACUUUAAGCGUUUCGAACAAUUAUCUUAAUCUUAGCUUAAAUAAUUUUAAUAUUAUACGAACGGUGUACCUAACUGUUUAUCUGUUGUUAAGCAUAAAGACAAAUUGUUUUGUAUUCUACCACGUACACAUAUAAUUUAUUUUCUAAAAUUAGUUAUCGUAAUUUCAUGAACGAAUAAUAACUAGUCCGGUACUAAAACAACAUGUCGAACGAACAGAAGAAAAAAGUUCUGCCAUUUUACGUGAACUUUACAAUUGCUGGAUUGUCAGGGAUGGGAGCUGCGGUGUUCGUACAUCCAUUAGAAGUGCUGAAAUUUCGUAUGCAACUAAGUGGAGAAAAGGGCGCGACUUCAGAUCACAAGAACUCAAUUCAUGCAAUAAUAAACAUGGCAAAAACAGAAAAACUUUCGGGUUUUUAUAAAGGCAUUACUGCAAACUUUGUAAGACAAGUAGUAUUUACGUCAACUCGGGUGGGCUGCUAUACAUCACUCGUUGAUGAAUUGAAAAAACGAGGGCAAAGCACCGUGAUAAAUAACGCAAUAGCCAGCAUGUCCACCGGAGCAUUCGCUGCGUUCAUUUCCACACCGACUGACAUUGCUGUGGUCCGCAUGACAGCCGACGGACGAUUGCCAGUGGAGAGCCGUCGCAACUACAAAAACGCGUUCGACGCACUGAUAAAAAUAAGGAAGGAUGAAGGCAUAUCAGGGCUGUGGCGAGGGACGGUGGCAACCAUGCUUAGGGCGAUGACAGCCAAUCUGACGCAGCUGAUGUCGUAUGACGAGGCUAAAGUGUAUAUGAUGGAUAAUUAUAAUAUGGAAAACGGUUUGAAGCUCCACACCGUAGCAAGCAUGAUUUCUGGGAUUGUAUAUUCCGUCUGCUCGAAUCCAAUGGACGUAUUAAAGACUAGAUGGAAAACCAGAAUACUCGGGCAUAAUAGAAGUGGCGUCGAUUUUGCUGAAGACCGAGGGAAUUACAGCUUUGUGGAAAGGUUGGCCUUUUUAUUAUUUACGAGUGGCACCAGGGACAAUCUUGUUAUUUAUUUUCAUGGAACAGCUUAAGAAAGGAUAUGAAGAUAAUUUCAUGAAAGACCAGUAACUUAACAAACAUGAACCAAUGUUUUUUUUUGUCAUUUUACAAUUUUUGUUUUUUCAUUAUUUGUUUUUGUUUAUGAAAUAUAAAUUAAAGGAAAAAAAUCUCCAUUCAUAAAAGUGUUGAUUUACGUGAAGCCCGUUAAGUCAAUCAAAUAGAAUGAAAUGAUUGAAUUUUCAUACAGCUUUGAAUUUAAGUAAAAUU
Molecule: messenger RNA, 1341 nt
Organism: Myzus persicae (green peach aphid)
Lineage: Eukaryota; Metazoa; Arthropoda; Insecta; Hemiptera; Aphididae
Product: mitochondrial 2-oxoglutarate/malate carrier protein-like
Exons: 6
Coding region: 252-1106 (284 amino acids)
Biological process (GO): oxaloacetate transport; succinate transmembrane transport; malate transmembrane transport
Molecular function (GO): oxaloacetate transmembrane transporter activity; succinate transmembrane transporter activity; malate transmembrane transporter activity
Source: RefSeq, a predicted model, not a curated record